AUGGCUGAAAACUACUCUUUCAAAUAUUUCACCGUUAAAUUUCCCACCGACCAUCAAUAUGUGGCCCACGUGGAAAUCAACCGUCCGGAAAGGUUGAACGCCUUCAUCGAAGUUAUGUGGGAAAACAUGGCCAAGAUCUUCAAUAAACUUUCCUCAGACCCACACGUGCGCGCAGUCGUCCUCAGCGGCGCUGGAGCGAAGGCAUUCACCACAGGGCUGGACGUCAAGGCAGCCUCGGAGGGUCUCCUAUCAUCAGACGACACCAAGACCGACCCAGCCCGAAAGGCAGUCGCGUUCCGUCGCCACAUCAGCGCCUUCCAAGACUGCAUCACGGCAGUAGAGCGCUGUGAAAAGCCCGUCGUGGUUGCUCUCCACGGGUUCUCAUUGGGACUCGGCAUUGACCUAUCCACGGCGACCGACGUGCGUCUCUGCGCUCGGGAUACCCGGUUCGGCGUCAAAGAAGUCGAUAUCGGGCUUGCGGCAGACAUCGGUACUCUCAGCCGUCUGCCCAAGGUGGUCGGGAAUUACGGAUGGGUCAAGGAGGUGGCGCUGACGGCGCGCGAGUUCGGCGCUGAGGAGGCGCUCCGGGUGGGUUUCGUUAAUGCGGUGUAUGAUACCCGUGAAGCUACUAUUGUGGCUGCGUUGAAGCUCGCAUCCCUCAUGGCUAGCAAGAGCCCCGUGGCUGUGCAGGGUACUAAGGAGAUCUUGAACUACUCGCGCGACCACUCUGUGCAGGAUGGACUACGCUAUACGAGUGUGUGGAAUAGCGCUGCUUUGCAGACGCAGGAUGUCUCGGCAGCUUUGCUGUCUGGGUUGCAAAAGCGUACUCCGACAUUCGAGAAGUUGUAG
Penicillium roqueforti is the source of this 849-nucleotide messenger RNA. RefSeq names its product enoyl-CoA hydratase/isomerase family protein. The transcript has 2 exons. Gene Ontology annotation, cellular component: mitochondrion. NCBI's taxonomy places the organism in Eukaryota, Fungi, Ascomycota, Eurotiomycetes, Eurotiales, Aspergillaceae. Gene Ontology annotation, molecular function: delta(3,5)-delta(2,4)-dienoyl-CoA isomerase activity. Bases 1 to 849 code for a protein of 282 amino acids. The record is from RefSeq and is a predicted model, not a curated record.